Molecule: messenger RNA, 1119 nt
Organism: Sphaeramia orbicularis (orbiculate cardinalfish)
Lineage: Eukaryota; Metazoa; Chordata; Actinopteri; Kurtiformes; Apogonidae
Gene: zc2hc1a
Product: zinc finger, C2HC-type containing 1A
Exons: 10
Coding region: 62-1006 (314 amino acids)
Source: RefSeq, a predicted model, not a curated record
CUCUUGUUCAUAGCAACUAUCCGCCGGUUGUAUUGAGCAGCAUCAGACAAGGGAUAACCUAAUGAUGGAAGAAUUUGAAGACGGCGACACUCCUUCUGCUGAGGAUCUGGUUAUGUGCAACACCUGUAAAAGAUCCUUCUUCCCCAAAGUCUUGGAUAAACAUGCUAAAAUCUGUCAAAAGUCUGCUAGCAAAAGGAGGAAGGUGUUUGACUCCAGUAGACAGAGAGCUGAAGGCACAGACAUUUCCACACUCAAACCCAUCAAACCAAAGUCACAAAGUUCAUCUUCUACUGAGAAAGUAAGCACAGCCCCUAAGAAGCCAUCCAACUGGCGCAAGAAGCACGAUGAUUUCAUCGCCACAAUCAGGGCCGCUAAAGCGAUCAGUCAGGUCAUGAAGGAUGGGGGACCUUUACCUCCACCUCCUCCUCCUACUUAUGACCCAGACUAUAUCCAGUGCCCUUACUGUCAGCGAAGGUUCAAUGAGAGUGCAGCUGACAGACACAUCAAGUUCUGCCAGGAACAGGCUGCCCGUAUGCCCAACAAGAGCAAGUUAGGAGAUGUCAAGAAACCUCCAGCUCGCACACAGUACAAGCCUCCUGCCACUGUGAAGAAGGCCAGCACUCCUCCUGUAUCCACCAUCCCUUCUGCCUCCUCUCGUUUACCCCAGAGGUCUGGACCAGGACAGGCCACGGGUAUCCCCUCUGGUAAGGCCUAUUCUGCAGGUUCAGUGAGGAGUAAUCCCUCUGGCAUCACAAGUCCACCAUCAGGUGUGGGAAGUAAACCCAGAGUGACAAGCUCUGGCUAUGGCUCUGUAAGGAAUACUCAAUCUGGAUUCAACAAGAAGAAGGUUGACUCCUACAUAUCUAGGGAUGAUGAUGUUGAUGGCGCAAACGAAGUUGGCAACGGUGGAGUGAAAAGCAAGUUCUGUCACGCUUGUGGGACAAAGUACCCUGUUGAAUCUGCCAAAUUCUGCUGUGAGUGUGGAGUCAGGAGGAUGUGCAUCUGAUGGAAGUCGGGGGGAAAAAAAUAAAAAUAGAAGAGCAGAGGAAAGUCUGAAUGCACUGGUACUUAAAACUAACAUCAGAGUUUCACCAAAGCUACACUGCAAGGCCAGAAGAA